Molecule: messenger RNA, 5225 nt
Organism: Cladocopium goreaui
Lineage: Eukaryota; Dinophyceae; Suessiales; Symbiodiniaceae
Source: the annotation of a GenBank genome assembly
AUGACUUGCCUACGUCAUCAGGCUCUUCCGGCCGGCUUUGCCGACGAUGACUUCGGCUUCCAUUACGUGGAGCCAGAAGCUGCUGACGCGCCGCUCGCACAGCGGCGGGAGACGACGGAGGCGAUGACGCUACAACGGAAGAUUUCCAGCGCACGAAGCGUCGGUGUGGUGCUGGACCUGGUCACCGUCUCCGACCUCGACGCUUUGCACGUGGCCACCGCCCUACACCGCCUGGCGCGCCUCGGGGGCCGCGGUCUGGCGGCGUCCACGGCGGUGGAGGCGUUGCUGAAACGCCUGGAGGAUGGAACCAUGGAGAAGUUGGGAGCCCAGGCGCAGGUCUCGCUGCUUUGGGCCGCCGCGAAACUCUCCUUGGGCGGUCCCUGGCUGUCGCGUCUGGGGAAGGCGCUGGAGGUCUCCGACCUGUCAGGCCAUCAGUUGGCCACGGCCUUCUACGCCCUGGCGCGCUUGGAGUCCGGAGGCUUCCCAGCGCAGGAAUUCCAAGACCUGGUAGAACAGUUGCAUCGGGAGUUGCAGCGUAGACAGAAAGCCUUGGGGCCCGGUGGGACCUCGGCCCUGGACAGCAUUCUGUUGGCUGAUGCUCUGGCGAAGCUGCAGAUCCGGGAUGAGCCCCUCUUCAGCAGCCUGGCGACUGCCUUGCUGAAGCACCUGGAGGCCAAGCAGCUGGGCGUCCGAGAGCUGCGCCACGCGGCCAGCGCCUUUGGACAGAUGGGAUUUGUGGACAAACAGUUGAUGGCUAAAAUGAUGGGCUGGCUGCAGACGCGUUUGGACCACUGCAGUUCCAGCGAUUUGUCCGCCUUGUCCUUCAGCUUCUCCCGUUGCCUCCCCGCCGUGCCCGCGGGUCGCGCCUUCUUCGGCGCGCUGGUCCCGCAACUGGCGGCGCGCCUAGAGCGUGGGGAGGUCUCGCCGCAGGAGGCCACAGUCUUCCUGGUGAGCUUUUCCCAAGCGCAUCUGCUGGAUGAUCACGCGGAGAGCUUGAUGCGCUUGGCGCCGCUGAUCGAGAAGUCACCGAACGCGUUGAAUGGCCAUUGGAUGGCCUUGUUGGUUCCCGGCAUCAGCCAUUUAGCCAAAGCUUCGCUAAUGGAGGUGCUUGCGAACCGAAGCAGUCAGCUCUCCACGACCUUGUCCCCGCGUCAGUUGGCUCGUUUGGCCAUUGGUUUCGGACAAGGACAGCUUCAGAGUCCCAAGCUGUGGCAGUCUUUGACCAAAGAGGCCAUGUCCAAGUCUGGUUCCUUUUCAGCGCCCGAUACCUUGCGGCUGCUGGCCGGCUUGGAUGCAGCAAAGGUGAACGAUCGAAAGCUCCUGAAGAUCUUUUGGGCACGUGUUGCCGAGAAGCAAGCAAAGUACCUUGCCGAAGAAUUGUUGGCCUUGCUGCAGCUUUGGCCACGUCUACCGCCAGAGCUGCGGUCCGACGAGCUGCCACGAGACCUGAUGAAGCACCUCCGCACUCGCUUGGAGAAAGGAACCAAGGGGCUCGGAUGGGUGUGCCCAGGUGAGUUGGCUGUGGAGUUGUUGGAGUGGCUGCCCUCCAGUCGUCGUCUCACCGGUCGUCCUCUCGACCUACGGCUGCUGCGCGCCAUGCUGCUGCAGCUGCCGCGGCAACUGCGCAGCGGCCCGGAGACGCGACAACGACUGUUGAGCGCCCUCACCACGGACCCGGAGCUCUGGUCCAAGGCGCGCAGUGAGCUGCUGCCGGACGAGAAGUUCCACCGUGCGCUGGGGAAGAUCUGCCAGGACCUCCAAUCCGACGAUGGCUGGCGCGACGCGGUGGAGCUGGUCUUCUCCUGUGCACAGCUGGGCGUCGACAGCCGUGAGCUGCAGAAGCUGCUCCAGCAGCUUCUGCAGGAGCCGCUGCAGCUGGCGCAAAGUGCCAAGGUCUGCUGGGCCUGUGCAGAGCUAGGUGUCCUAUCGAAGGAAGCAGAGAAGCUUCUCCAGGUGGCCGAUGGAGACACCCAGGACGCGCUGAGUUGGCUGCGCCUCUCCUGGGCCUCCUUGGUCCUUCAGCGACCUCUGCCGCUCGAGCGAGUGACAGAUCUGCCGGGGGAAGUGCUGAUGCAGCAGAUGUCUCCCUCCGAUUUGCGACCUUUGCAACAACUUGCUUGGCACAGUCAGCAGCACCUGGGCCUCUCCAGCACCUGGUCCGAUGCCAUGCUGGGCGCAGGGCCGCUGGUGCCCCGCACAGCGAAGACCGCGGGAUCUGCGGGCGGUUCGAUGCCGAGCCAGACGGACGCCGAGAAGCUGCUGUCGAGCCUGCUGCAGAACCUGCGGGUGCCGCACGUCGUGGCUAGUUCCAAGGCGGUGCCCGGGAAUAUCUAUCGAGUGCCUUUGUGGUUUCCAGCUGCCAACGCCGUGUUGGAUCUGUCAACCAGCAGUGAUCGGUUGAUCUCCGGGAAGUACAGCGGGACGGCACGGAUGAGGCGCCGACAGCUUCAGGAAGCAGGUCUCCGGGUCCACGACUUCGACGUGGCACAGCUGCGGGGUGCCAGCCACGUGACGCAGCUCUGUGUACUAGAGGCUGCUUAUCUUGAAGAGGAGCCGUUGCAUGGAAUCAUGUUGGACUUGACCAAAGCCUUCAACAUGUUGCCGCGCUUUCCACUGUGGGUUGCCUUGCGUGCCUUGAAUUUCCCAGAGGGGGUCUUGCGUGCCUGGGUUGGAUUUGUGUCCGGGCAAGUGCGUCGUUUCCGGGUACGUCAGUCUGUCGGUGAUGGCUUGGUGUCAUGUCGCGGCUUGCCUGAGGGUUGCGCUCUUUCUGUCUUUGGCAUGGUCAUUGUGGACUGGUUGCUUGAUGAAUGGUUGAAGCGGGUGCACCCAACUGUGGUCCUCCAGGCCUUUGUGGAUGAUUGGGGUGUCCUGUUCCGUGUCAUUGAGUCUUUUCAGGGUAUAUGGACUGCCAUUAUGGAAUUUACCUCCCUGAUGGACUUAACUCUGGAUAUGCGAAAGACAAAGGUAUGGAGCACCACCUCAGAGGCCAGGGGCAAGUUGAGGGACACUACCCUACAAGUUGCAUAUGCGGCCAGGAACUUGGGAGCACACCAAAACUUCACUAGACACUGCUGGAAUAGUGUGCUCCAGGCUAGGUUGAAAACCAUGCCAGACGUUUGGUCCCGUUUGCGGGCCAGUCUGAGUCCAUAUGUGGCCAAAGUGCGUGCUGUUGUGCAAUUUGGUUGGCCACGUGCACUGCAUGGCAUUUCGGUGGUUCACUUGGGCCUUUCUCACUUCAAGGUCUUGAGAACAGGGGCCAUGCGGGGUUUGCGGGCGGAUAGAAAGGGGGCCAAUCCCUUGUUGCAUCUGUCAACCAAUGGAAUGCAUGUUGACCCUGAAGGAUGGACUUUCUUACAAACGGUGAGGGAUGCGCGAGAUAUGGGCGGGUUUGAACAAAUGGAGCGCUUUCUUGCACUUUUUGCUUCCAAAGACCUUGAUCUUCCGAAGAAUGGUCCUACGGCAGUUUUGUUGACCCGCCUUGAAAAAGUGGGCUGGUCGGUUGGUACGAAUGGGCUGGUGCAAGAUCGGUUUGGGAGCUUCAGUGUCUUUGGGGUGAGCUGGGACGAGUUUGUUUUGCGUGCUCGGCUUGCUUGGGGAACGGUCUUGUCGCUGCAUGUUGGUCAUCGCCCUUCUUUCCAGGGUAUUGAACUGGCGGACCUGGGGGAGCUUCAAAAAGCCCUUAAGCAGUUUGGACCAUUGGACUUGGUGUACCUUCGCUGUCAUUUGGACGGUACCCUCUUUACUCAAAAUGGCAGGGCUCGGUUUCGCCAAGAUGUUACUGACAAGGAUGGAUUCUAUCACAGGGCUUGGACUUGUCCUUACUUUGCUGAUUGCCGUGCUCACCUCACUCAGGAACAGCUGGACUUAGUUCCUUCUUUGCCUCGUUGUCUGUCUGAGCAUGGGUGGCCUGUCAUACUGCCGGAGUGGGAAGUUCUUGCGGGCUGGUUUUCAGGGGGUAAUGGAUUUCAUCAGUUGUCAUCUUUUGAACUCCCGCGUGCACUACAUGACCAGUUUGUAGAUGUUUUUGUGGAUGGAACAGCGGCCUUCCCCAAAGAGGCUAAACUUCGCUAUGCUGCUUGGGUUGUGACAUGUGCCCCUGGCGGACCGGGGACUUUGGAUAACCAGGUGGUUGCGGGCGGCCAUGUGCGCGGCUUGGUCCAGUCGCCCUAUCGUGCCGAGCUGUCAGCCGUUCAUGCGGCACUACAGUGGGCUGCGGAUCAACACAUCAAGGUGCGGAUCUGGGGUGAUUGCCAAGGAGUUUGUCAGGGUGUCAGAAGGCUCUUGCGUGGAGGCCGAGUCAAAACCAAUGGUCCUCACUCUGAUUUGUGGCAGGCAAUUCGCACCCUGUUAGACGGGAUUGAUGCUUCAGAUGUGGUGGUGUGCAAAGUCAUGUCUCAUGGCGAUGUGAAACAGGCGACGUCGCCACUGGAAGAAUGAGCACACUGGCAUAACUCUCUCACAGAUCACGCCGCCAAUGUUAUCAACGAACGCAGGGACCCAGAAUUCUGGGAAGCAUGGCGAGGGAUGGCUAGUGCACUCGAGCAACACCGCAAGUUGCACCAAGCCAUUUUGGUUACAUUGUUGCAAUCAGGUCGAAAAGCACACCGUGAGCAGCAGAAAGUUCCAAAGGCACGAGAGGUCAAGGUCGUCUCAGAGGUGAAGCUUGCAGUGCCCCCGCCGGUUUGGCGGCUGAGUGACAAGAUGGUGCGGCGCUAUGGGAUGCGUAAUGCUCAAGAGGUUCAUCAGUGGUGGUCCAGGGUUGGUUCUGGCAUGCUACAGUCUGAUACAGCUUUGGUGUGGAUUUCCGGACUGCAGCUUUUUGCAGCAUUCCUUUUGGACACAGCGUAUGAGGGGCCCUACCUCUGGAAAAAGCGGUGGUACUCCGAGGGAGAUGCAAUUCCACAUCAAGCGUUACUGCCAUGGGGAUCCCGGGUGAAGGCAUUUCUUUGUCUGUUAAGAGCAUACUUGGGACAGAAUGGCGUGAAGCUGUGUCAACGCAUGACGAAACCACAGUCAGCCGCACUAGCUAAAUGGGUUGUUGCAUAUCGGCUGCGUUGGAAGCCAAGUUUAAUCGACCAAGUCGAUAAGGCCUUGUUUCACACCAUGCAGCGCCAACUGGUCACAGCAUCAGAUGUGGCGAACCUGCAGCCUCCAAGGACGGGGUAGCCUGGGACCGAGCGCAGGGACUCAGGGUCGUUCGCUGCCCUGGGCCUCUUCAAUAACCC